ACAGCAUACGGAUGGGCUACUCACCGCCAGUUCACACGCCCCUCAGAGCCAGCACACCAUCUAUACCUCUGCUGUGCGUAUAACUGCUGCGACGCAACCUUUCAUGCUGCCUGACUCCAGCAGACAUGGCUGACAAGACGCCGAAAGAACCCAGCGCUCCCGUUGCGACCAGGAUAGACCCCAUGAAAGAGGGUCUUUCUCAGGAGCAGAUCCACUUCAUCAGACAGGUAGAGCUCCAGCAGUGGAAGAAGAAGACGCAGAAGCUGCGCGCACGAAACGUUGUGACAGGACUCGCCAUUGGAGCGCUCGUGCUGGGAAUCUACGGCUACACAUUCUACUCAGUCUCCCAGGAGCGGAUUAUGGAUGAGAUGGACGAAGAAGCCAAGCGAAGGACGCAGGGACCAAAGACUGGAGCCAACUGAGCUGCGCGCGUCACCUGCUAGUUUUCAGACUGUGUGUCUGUCCUGCACUUAACUGAGAAGGGACUUCCAUGGACGCUGACGCCACUCAUUCAUAUUCCAUGGCUGGUCGGCAGCUUUUAUCGUGUUGAGACAGAGGUGGACUUUGUUUUUUUCCCCCCCUGAAUGUGAAGGGGAGUUGUGUUGCUUGGUUGCUGAUGUCAGCUAUCUGUGUCCUGGUUGUCCUGGUUUUGAGUGAGUAAAUGGGAAAGAGUAAUCCACUGACCCUAAUUUGCCACCUAGACUGUAGAGGAAUUACAACACCUUCUCAGAGAAGUGUCCAACUCUGAUCAUGUGAUACACUCAGUGCCAGAGGAAGAUUUUAAAAGUAGACGCUAAAUUAUGUUAAAUCUACAGUGGCCUUUAAAAGCACGACGCAGCGACACUGCUGAAAUGACACAGAGAUCAAGCUGUUAACCAUAUUUAAGUUGAUGAGAUGAUUUGUAUAAUAAAACUAUGAUGUAUAGAAUCUUUUCCAAA
Notolabrus celidotus (New Zealand spotty) is the source of this 938-nucleotide messenger RNA. Its product is annotated as cytochrome c oxidase assembly factor 3 homolog, mitochondrial. The record is from RefSeq and is a predicted model, not a curated record. The transcript has 2 exons. Gene Ontology annotation, biological process: mitochondrial respiratory chain complex IV assembly. The coding region runs from base 126 to 422 and encodes 98 amino acids. Gene Ontology annotation, cellular component: mitochondrial inner membrane. NCBI's taxonomy places the organism in Eukaryota, Metazoa, Chordata, Actinopteri, Labriformes, Labridae.